AUGAACUUUUUAGCAAGAGUUAGUCAUCAAGCGAUUAGGUUGGGAGAGAGCAUACAUAUCUUCGAUAAUCAGAUGGAAUGCGCUUGGACAAAUAUGAGCUAUGGGAAUGGGAUGAUCAUUAUCAUACGUAGGGAUCUGUGGAGCAUUUUGGAGCAUAUGAGCAUUGGAGCUUGUGGACCACCACGAGGAUUGAUGAGUGGGCGGUUUUCUCACACGAUUUAUGUUGGGAACCUUCCUUUGGAUAUAAGAGAAUGGGAAGUUGAAGAUCUGUUUUACAAGUAUGGGAGAAUAUUGGACAUGGAAUUAAAGAUUCCACCUCGUCCUCCUUGUUAUUGUUUUGUGGAGUUUGAGAGUGGGCGGGAUGCUGAGGAUGCGGUUAGGGGUCGUGAUGGAUAUAAUUUUGAUGGGUGUCGCCUCAGGGUUGAACUUGCUCAUGGUGGUAGAGGACAAUCAUCAUCAUCUGGUGACUAUCGCAGCAGUGGUGGUGGAUCUGGGCGUUAUGGCAUCUCACUUGUUGUUCGAGGACUACCAUCGUCUGCUUCAUGGCAGGAUCUGAAGGAUCAUAUGCGAAAGGCCAGUGAUGUGUGUUUUGCGCAAGUUUCUCGUGACAGUGAAGGGACAUUUGGGGUUGUUGACUAUACCAACUAUGAGGACAUGAAAUAUGCUAUAAGGAAGCUUGAUGACACUGAGUUUAGAAACCCUUGGACAAAGACGUAUAUUCGGGUAAGGAAGUAUGAUAGCAGGAGCAGGAGUUCCUUGGGGAGGUCCGUGUCAAGAUCUGCAUCUCCUGCUAAACCAGCAAGGUCAAGGUCAAGGUCUCAAUCUCCCCAUCAGGUCCCCUCCCCCUCCCCCCUGAAGCCAUCUCCCAAAACUAAACUUAAACCUUUCUUUGUUUUAUUUAACUUUGGAACUUGUGUUUCUGGGUGUUAAUUGCAUUGUGUUUGUUUUUCAUUUUUUCUUCGAAUCAGAUAUAUUCUAAACAUUAUAUAUAUAACAAUCUAUUCCAAUCAAUAAUAAUAAUAAUAACUAGAAAAGUGCCCCCGCCAUUGUGGGGGUCGGAUUUAGAUUAAAUGACAUAGUUUAUUCAUUUAUUUAUUGGAAUGGAAAACCGCUCUUUUGCCAAAUAAACACCACAUAAAUCUUUAGCAAUAUACCACCCCGGACUUGGCAACUUUCCUAUGAAGAUGAAACAUCCGUGCGCAUUAUCAUUGUUGGAAUGUUUUCAGAAGAAGAUUCAUCUUGAAGGUUGUGGACGUUUCAGACUUCUGACCCAUGUAGUUAUCUUAGAAGAAGACAACUUUUUUGAUGGUGAAUCUUGUGCAUAAUCAUUUGUAGGUUCCACUUCUAAGCAAAAGUAUCAAUUCUUUCUUUUGCAAUUUUGAAUAAUUCCUGUACUGUUCUAUAACCAACCCCUCGAUUUCCCUCUGUUUCACCAUAUUGAAAUAUGCACAUGUCGUAUCCAUUGAAAAGUGAAGCCACCAAUGGUGAAGCAUUGUUUGUUUGAUGAUGAAUCAAAGUCAACCAUUGUUGACCAUGUUUCCUGAAACUAUAAAAUCCUCAAAUUGAUUAUGAAGCUUUCUUCGCUUGAUUUGUUCUUUGUUGUAUUUGAGUUUAAGAUGCUUACACUCUACAACUAAAAGUAAUGAUAGAAGAGAGAGCUGAGAGUGGUUUGGAACUGCGUUAGCACAGUGGUGUGCAGAAACCAUGUUAUUGAGAUCAGGAAGAAAUUGAGUCAGCACAGUGGUGCUCUCUUGAAGAGAGAGCUGAGAGUGGUUUCGUUUCAAUACAUACUUCCUUGAUUGUAGCCACCCAAACUUUCUUGUCAUGUUCAUAUCUACCUGAUAUGCCCCUCAAUUCUUCAGAUUGUUUAUCCAUUUUUUGGUCUAAAAAUAAACAAAAUUAAGAAUUUCUAACAUCUAUAACAAAAUUAUUAUUUAUAUCUGCAAAUGAAAAC
Lactuca saligna is the source of this 1954-nucleotide messenger RNA. The record is from the annotation of a GenBank genome assembly. Lineage: Eukaryota; Viridiplantae; Streptophyta; Magnoliopsida; Asterales; Asteraceae.